ACUCAAAGAAGAGUGGCGAGAAUUUUCGUAUAUAAUUGGAUUAUAAUUUCCAAGUAGAGCACAGACGCAAUGGAUCCGCUGAGACUUCUGUUGGUAGGCCUGCUAGCUCUGGGCUGGCUGUGCGAGGUGGCACCAUCGAAGCACCAUCGCCAGUACGAGGACGAUGAGGAUCAUCAGUAUCUACCGCCGGAGGAGGAGCAUAUCCUGAAGCCGUUCUUCCGCAAGGACAAGCACACGAGUGAGCAUGUCGUCUACCACAAAGGCGAAGAGCAUCACGAGCCCAAGCGCGUGGAUCACUACCACCACUACGACAAGCAGCCGGACCUGAAGACCAACCACAUACACUACCAGCAAGCGGUGCCACAACUGCGCACCGCUGACCUCCUGACCGCUGCUCCCUCACAGAUCGUCACCCGCCGUCGUCGGCCCAAUCGCGUGCUCUAUGCAAGCGCACCCAACUCUGUCUUCCAUACGCAGAUCAAUGUGCAAUCGCAGGACUCGGAAUUGAGCUCGCAGAUAAGUGCUGAUCCUCUUGUGCCGGGGAUCAUAAUACCCACGGGUGCACAAGCUCCUACAGGUGCUCAAGCUCCUACCGGUGCACAAACUCCUACGGGUGCUCAAGCUCUAACGGGCGCCCAGGCUCCAACUGGUGCACAGGCUCCAACGGGUGCCCAGGCUCCGACUGGUGCUCAAGCUCCAACGGGUGCUCAGGCUCCUGUAACUUCUUUGCCCAAUUGCCAGUUCCCAGUUGCUGGAAAUCCGCCCAUUGGCUGCCGCGACGCUGGCCCAACUGGUGGACAAUUGCCAGCUGGAGCACAGCUGCCUGCCAAUACUGGACUUCCACCUGGAGGGGCACAGCUACCAGCCAAUGCGGGAGUCCCACCUGGGGGCGCACAACUUCCAGCUAAUGCUGAUCCCCCGGGUGGCGCACAACUGCCAACUAAUGCUGCGCCACCAGGUGGCGCACAGCUGCCAACUAAUGCUGCGCCACCAGGUGGCGCACAGCUGCCAACUAAUGCUGCGCCACCUGGUGGUCAGUUGCCAGCAAAUGGAUUUCAGCUAAAUGCCCAAUUACCAUCAAUUGGUUUCGUUCCCAAUUUAGGCAACGGCAAUAAUCUCUUCAUAGAUCCCGCCCGAAACGGGUUUGUCAAUCAGAAUCUAUUCGUUCCAGCUGUAGGUGGAGGUGCCUUCAUAAAUGGCCAGGCUGGCGGGGUGGUGCAGCGACCCGGUUCGGUUGUCAUACAAAUCGAUCCUGGUAAUGGAAACACCAAUCAAUUUGUUCCGCUCCUGGGCACGCAGCUGGCUGUUGGUCAGCCGCAGAAUGGCUUCAUUCCUGUUCUGGGUGCACAGCUGCCAGCUGGAGGCCAGGCACCAGCCUUUGGCAAUGGCAAUCCGAUUCAGGGAGCACAGCUACCAGCUGGAGGGCAAGCCCCAACUCUGGGUAAUCCUGUUCAGGGUGGACAACUGCCAACUGGAGGACAAGCACCAAAUCAGGGCAAUGGCAAUCCGGUCCUCGGAGCACAGCUGCAAUUGGGAGGUCAAGCGCCCAAUUUUGGCAAUGGCAAUCCUGUUCAGGGAGGCCAGUUACAAGUUGGAGGACAAGGGCCAAAUUUUGGCAAUGGCAAUCCCGCCUUUGGAGUUCAGCUACAAGCAGGGGGUCAAGCGCCCAAUUUUGGCAAUGGUAAUCCUGUCCAGGGGGGACAGCUUCCAGCGGCAGGACAAGCGCCCAAUUUUGGCAAUCCUGUUCAGGGAGGACAGCUGCCAGCGGGGGGACAAGCACCAGCUCUGGGCAAUGGUAAUCCUGGAAAUCCUGUUCAGGGAGCCCAAUUGCCAACAGGAGCACAAGCUCCAACUGGGAACAGCAAUCCCGUAUUGGGUGGCCAAUUGCCUGCAGGCGGCAAUGGAAAUCCAAUCCUAGGCGCUCAAUUGCCUACUGGAGCACAGUUCUUUACCCCCGUGCUUGGUGCCCAGUUGACAGCCAAUGGAAAUGGAAAUGGCAAUCCGAAUCUGGGCGCAGUGACUGUACGUCUGAAUGGACGGCGCAAUGGACGCCGCUGGCGCAAUCGCAGCAACUACCAGGGCCUCAAUGUGCUGCGCGGUAAUGUCUUCGGUCACCCAAAUCCGCAGGGACCCACGGGUGUUGUCGGCAAUCAUCAGGAUACGAACAUCAUCGAUGGCAGCUUCUACAGCUAUCCGGGUCAGAGUCGCAUGCUGGUCCGCUUGAAUGGCAAUCAACGCUCAGUGCUGCUCACCGAUGGCGACUACUACGACGAUGACGAUCCAACAAAUAUUGGCAUUGCCGCCAGCUCGCCGGAGCUGAGCUAUGCAGCGCCUCAGCACAAAGGAUCUCGUCACAGGGCCAGCUCCAGUAGCCGCAUCAUCAGUAGCUGUAACAGUGGCUGCAAGCAUUUCAAAUGCAGAGUCAUUAGCAAUCGGGUCGCUUAA
Messenger RNA from Drosophila navojoa, 2445 nucleotides. RefSeq lists its product as uncharacterized. The record is from RefSeq and is a predicted model, not a curated record. Lineage: Eukaryota; Metazoa; Arthropoda; Insecta; Diptera; Drosophilidae.